GCACACUCAUUGCCUCCUUGCUCUGCAAGGCACCAAGUGCUGCUCUGACUGCUGGAGGUUCCUCUGCUUUGGGCAGCUGCAUAGCCACAGAGGCUGGGGUUGGUGGAUCUGCUCUUCGCUCCCAAUGCCAUGGAUUGGUUUGCCUAUGAGGACAGCAGGUGCUUUGGUAAGAAAGAUGAGGAAGCGCUUUGUGGUGACUGGGGUCCUGACUGCAGUCCUGCUGGGGCUCAUCUUGUUCCUGGCACUCUUCUUUGGGCUGCGCUCGGACUCAGAGGAUGCACACAUCUAUAAAAGGGCAGCUGUGGCUACGGAUGCAGGACCGUGCUCAGUAAUUGGAAGGGACAUCCUUCAGCAAGGUGGAUCUGCUGUGGAUAGUGCGAUUGCAGCACUGCUCUGUGUAGGACUCAUGAACGCUCACAGCAUGGGCAUUGGAGGAGGGCUCUUCUUUACCAUCUAUAACAGUGCAGGAAAUGUGGAAAUCAUUAAUGCGAGAGAGGUGGCUCCUAAAAGAGCAACAGAAGACAUGUUUGGGAACAACACACAGAUCUCUCAGAAAGGAGGACUGUCCAUUGCUGUUCCAGGAGAAAUCCGUGGCUAUGAACUGGCACACCAACGUCAUGGCAAACUGCCUUGGAGAGACUUAUUUCUGCCCAGCGUCAAGUUGGCAAGAGAAGGAUUUCCUAUUGGGAAAGGCCUUGCAUCAGCCAUGAAAUCUAAACAACAGUCAAUUGAAAGCAAUCCUUUACUGUGUGAAGUGUUCUGCAAAGAUGGGAAAAUCCUGCAGGAGGGCGAUAUUGUCAAGAUGCCUAAACUAGCCAACACGUACCAGACUAUAGCUGAUGAAGGAGCAGAUGCCUUUUACACAGGAAGCCUGGCAGAUCAGAUCAUCGCUGACAUCCAGAGUGUAGGGGGCAUUAUCACAAUGGAAGACAUGCGGGACUAUAAAGCAACAGUAGAAGACCCUAUUGAGGUCAAGCUUGGAGACUACACCCUAUACACACCUAAUGCCCCCCUGAGCGGCCCGGUGUUAGCCCUCAUUUUCAACAUACUGAAAGGAUAUAAUUUCUCUGCUGACAGCAUCAAAACUGUGGAGGAGAAAGGUCUGACUUACCACCGCAUCGCGGAGGCCUUUCGCUUUGCCUACGCCAAGAGGACUUUGCUGGGAGAUCCAAAGUUUGUCAACGUUACAGAGGCAAUCAGAAACAUGACGUCCGAGUUCUUUGCGGAUAGUCUCCGAAGGAAAAUCACAGACAACACCUCCCAUCCAAUUGAAUACUACGAGCCAGAAUAUUACACUGCAGAUAGUGCCGGCACAUCCCACCUCUCCAUUGUGGCUGAUGAUGGCAGUGCUGUGUCCGCCACCAGCACCAUCAACCAAUACUUUGGCUCUGAUGUAGUAUCCAGUGUGAAUGGAAUCAUAUAUAAUGAUGAGAUGGAUGACUUCAGCUCACCUCACAUUAUCAAUGGAUUUGGGAUCCCUCCUUCUCCAGCAAAUUUCAUAGAACCAGGUAAACAGCCACUGUCCUCCAUGUGCCCUUCCAUUUUGGUGGAUAAAACAAAAAAGAUCAGGAUGGUGGUUGGUGCUUCUGGAGGAGCAAAAAUAACCACAGCAACAGCACUGGCAGUCAUCAAUUCCGUCUGGUUUGGUUAUGAUGUGAAGAAAGCAGUGGAAGAGCCCAGAAUUCACGAUCAGCUGUUUCCUGAUGUCACAGAGCUUGAGGAGCAAAUAGAGGAGGGUGUAGAAGAACAACUACGGAUGAGAAAACACAACACCACACGGGGGGGCAGCGGCAUUUCGGUUGUGCAAGCCGUUCUCAGAACAGAUGAUGGAUGGGCUGCAGCCUCUGAUUCCCGGAAAGGUGGCAUCCCUGCAGGCUACUGACCCAGCUCAGCUCUUCUUCAUCAGGGCACUAGUGACACUGAGGUGUGUCUGGGAGAAAGAUCCUUUAGGUCUGCAAUGCAGGGACUUUAACAGGAAAGGGAGCAAAUUUGCCUGUGGUUCUAUUGACAGAACUGGGACUUCGCUUCUCAACAAUCACAACUGAAGUGCCUUGUGCCACAGCAGUGUGCUGAAACAAACCAGGAUGCGACCUACUUGGAAAGUCUUCUGCCUUGAAGAGUUUGAUUCCUGCUUCCUCUCCGUCCCAGAAGUGUUUCAGCUAGGAGGAAUGUCCCUGUCACAGCUAAAGAAGAGAUUUCUUCUGAUUUGUGUAGACAGGAGUUGCAGGACCCCGAGGACAAACUGACAGACCCGUGCCAUAGGAGGGAGCUUGGCUCAAACUGGGAUAAGCCUUCACAAACUCACCGCUCUUUGUUUUUUUUUUUUAAAAAAAGAUGUUUUCUGCUUUUCACUUCAGCUGAUUGUUGGAGAUGAGUGGGUAACAGGGGAAAUGGCUUCAACCUUUCUUAUGUUUUCGUUGAGAAGGGCUAAAGGGAAGAUGCUACCUGUAAAACUGAGCACAACUAAAACAAAUAAAAAUGGUGUCACAUAUUUUUUCUUGCCCAUACAGCUGAUGUUGCCAAAAGGGAUGGUGAGAGCCUCCAUGAACAAAGUUCUCCUGAGACUUUGUUUUCUUGUUGAAGCUAUGAGUGAAAAAAUACAUAUAGUUAAAUAUCCAAAACAAACCUGUUCUUUCUCCAGCUUGCUUCCUACCCCAUCAUACUGCAGGCCUGGAUUCUGAGGAAAUUAAGCCUCUAAAAAGCAUGCUGCAGCUGGUCGUUUGAAGGUAAGCUGCAGUUAAUCAGUCAGUGAGCUCUCAGUAAUCUGUAUCUGAUUUGGAAUGGCUAACAGUGUCAGUGCCUACACACAGGUAGGUGUUGGUGUUCUCUUACCAGCAUGGACUGAAAUACCACGUCGUAUAAACUUUGCCUAAGAUCAAGAAAUGAGUGUUCCCAGAUGCUGUCAGGCUUUAAGGGGUGUUUAUGAAAUCCUGGAAACAGUGGUAGUAGUAACUAAUUGCAUCUGUUUGGCUGGUGGAAACUUCCUGUCAGACUGUAAGAGGCUCAAAAU
Messenger RNA from Lagopus leucura (white-tailed ptarmigan), 3010 nucleotides. RefSeq names its product gamma-glutamyltransferase 1 (gene GGT1). The record is from RefSeq and is a predicted model, not a curated record. The transcript is spliced from 13 exons. Gene Ontology annotation, cellular component: plasma membrane. Gene Ontology annotation, biological process: regulation of immune system process; peptide modification; glutathione catabolic process. Bases 125 to 1882 code for a protein of 585 amino acids. NCBI's taxonomy places the organism in Eukaryota, Metazoa, Chordata, Aves, Galliformes, Phasianidae. Gene Ontology annotation, molecular function: glutathione gamma-glutamate hydrolase.